UCUUUUCUCCAUGUCCACAGCCACGCUUUCUGGUCCAGCCCCAGAAACCUGUCCAUGGAGGGCUGCCUGGAGAUGGAGGGGACCAACGGUUCAGAGGGUGGCUUGGAAUUCAACCCUAUGAAGGAUUACAUGAUCCUGAGCGAUGCCCAGAAGAUUGCUGUGGCAGUGCUGUGUACCCUGAUGGGCCUGCUGAGCGCCCUGGAGAACCUGGCCGUGCUCUAUCUUAUCCUGACCUCCCAGCGGCUCCGCAGGAAGCCCUCGUACCUGUUCAUUGGCAGCUUGGCCGGAGCCGACUUCCUGGCCAGCGUGAUCUUUGCCUGCAACUUCAUCAUUUUCCAUGUCUUCCACGGUGUUGAUUCCAAGGCUGUCUUCCUGCUGAAGAUCGGCAGUGUGACCAUGACCUUCACGGCUUCCGUGGGCAGCCUGCUGCUGACCGCCGUUGACCGAUACCUAUGUCUGUGCUACCCACCUACCUACAAAGCUCUGGUCACCCGUGGGAGGGCACUGGUGGCCCUCUGUGUCAUGUGGGUCCUCUCCGCAUUGAUCUCCUACCUGCCGCUCAUGGGAUGGACUUGUUGUCCUAGUCCCUGCUCUGAGCUUUUCCCGCUGAUCCCCAAUGACUACCUGCUGGGCUGGCUCCUGUUCGUGGCCAUCCUCUUCUCUGGCAUCAUCUACACCUAUGGGUAUGUUCUCUGGAAAGCCCACCAGCACGUAGCCAGCUUGGCCGAGCACCAGGAUGUGCAGGUGCCUGGGAUAGCUCGCAUGCGGCUAGACGUGAGGUUGGCCAAGACCCUGGGGCUGGUGCUGGCUGUUUUGCUCAUCUGCUGGUUCCCCGCACUGGCUCUCAUGGGCCAUAGCCUAGUCACCACGCUGAGCGACCAGGUCAAGGAGGCCUUCGCCUUCUGUUCCAUACUGUGCCUGGUUAAUUCUAUGGUCAACCCUGUCAUUUAUGCCCUUCGGAGUGGGGAGAUCCGCUCUGCCGCCCAGCACUGCCUGGGAGGCUGGAAGAAGUAUCUGCGGGGCCUCGGGUCCGAGGGGAAAGAAGACGGCCCGAGGUCCUCAGUUACAGAGACAGAGGCUGAUGUGAAAACUACCAUGGGGUCAGGGGCCAGAACUCCAGAUUGCUCCAAUUGCUGAUGGCACUUAUUUUCCUAUUGGAAACAGCCUGAGCCCAAAAUCAGCGCACCCUCUUGAGAAGGGUGAACGAAGCUGCAGCUCUGGGGUAAUGGAUACAGACCUCU
Acomys russatus (golden spiny mouse) is the source of this 1241-nucleotide messenger RNA. It is a transcript of the gene Cnr2, whose product is annotated as cannabinoid receptor 2. Gene Ontology annotation, molecular function: cannabinoid receptor activity. NCBI's taxonomy places the organism in Eukaryota, Metazoa, Chordata, Mammalia, Rodentia, Muridae. Gene Ontology annotation, cellular component: membrane. The record is from RefSeq and is a predicted model, not a curated record. Gene Ontology annotation, biological process: cannabinoid signaling pathway. The transcript has a single exon. Bases 55 to 1137 code for a protein of 360 amino acids.